CCUGCUUCCUUCUCUAAUAUCACUGUAACACACACACACCUACACACACACUUGUUGAGAGGCGCUCAUCAUGGGGAACUUUGCUGCCAACGAGGGACUCUCCAUCUUUGUAAUUUUGGUGUGGCUCGGGAUCAACGCCUACCUGUUUGUGGAAUUCUACAUGCGCUUCCUGGUGGAGAGAUGGUUUUACACCAGGGUCCUGCUCGGGCAAGCUCUGCCCUGGGCCCGAGCUCCGGCUGCCUGCCUCAACUUCAACUGUAUGCUCAUCCUGCUGCCGGUUUGCAGAAACCUCCUUUCCUUCCUCCGAGGCACCAUCCAGUGCUGCAGCCGCACAGCUGCUCGCCAACUGGACAGAAACCUGACUUUUCACAAGCUGGUGGCGUACAUGAUCGCCUUCCAUACAGCCGUGCACAUCGUCGCCCACUUGUUCAACUUCGAGUUUUUCAUGGACGCCCAGCUGAAUCGAAACAGCAGCUGGCUACCCUUCGUCCUGUCCGAAAUCGGCACCAAUGACAACGCCGCCUUCCUGAACCCCAUCAGGACCAACAAGACGAACCCUACCAUCGUCAUGUUCACCACCAUCGCCGGGCUGACGGGCGUGGCCAUAACGCUGGCCCUCAUCCUCAUCAUCACUUCAUCCAUGGAGGUCAUCCGCAGGUCCUACUUCGAGGUGUUCUGGUACACCCACCAUCUCUUCGUAAUCUUCUUCAUCGGGCUGGUGUUCCAUGGGGCCGGGCGGAUUGUGCGAGGACAGACGGCCGCUAGCCUGAAGACAAACGACCCCCAAGUUUGCGCCAAACAGUUUGACAACUGGGGAAAGAACGGGUCCAACUGUGCCGUCCCAGAGUUCGCUGGAAACCCACCAGGGACGUGGAAGUGGGUGGUGGCCCCGAUGUUCCUCUAUGUGUGUGAGAGGAUCAUCCGCAUUUAUCGAUCUCACCAGAAAGUGGUCAUCACCAAGGUGGUGAUGCACCCCUCCAAGACUCUGGAGCUGCAGAUGAAGAAGAAAGGUUUCCACAUGGAGGUGGGUCAGUACGUCUUCAUCCAGUGUCCGUCUGUCUCCAGGCUGGAGUGGCACCCCUUCACCCUGACCUCCGCGCCCGAGGAGGACUACUUCAGCGCCCACAUCCGUAUCGUUGGAGACUGGACCCAGGAGCUGUACGAGGCCUGUGGAGGAGACAAAACGGAGCCUCAGGAGGCCUGGAAAAUGCCCAAGGUGGCCAUAGACGGGCCGUUAGGUACGGCCAGUGAGGACGUGUUUCGUUACGAGGUGGUGAUGCUAGUGGGCGCGGGAAUCGGCGUGACUCCCUUCGCCUCCAUCCUCAAGUCUGUGUGGUACAAACGCAUCCAGAACAACCAGGACGUCUUCACCAAGAAGAUCUACUUCUACUGGCUGUGCCCGGAGACGCAGGCCUUCGAGUGGUUCGCCGACCUGCUGCAGUCUCUGGAGGGUCAGAUGGCGGAGAAGGGCGUGACCGACUUCCUCAGCUACAACAUCUACCUCACCCGCUGGAAGGAGACCGAGGCGGCGCACUUCCGUGUUCACCACGAGGCUGAGAAUGACCCAAUCACAGGGCUCAAACAGAAGACGCUGUACGGGAAACCCAACUGGGACAACGAGUUCACCAACAUCGCUUCAAAGCACCCGGGGACCAAAGUGGGCGUGUUCCUGUGCGGCCCGCCUCAGCUGGGGAAAUCUCUGGAGAAACAGUGUCUGUCUCACUCUGAGGCCGACGUCAAGUUCAUCUUCAACAAGGAGAACUUCUAACGGCGCCCGGCAGAGACAGAGGAAACAUCCAAGUACUGAGAGCAGCAGCGGCGGAGCUCAUGACACACGUCACACCACACACGCCUGUUAUUUUAAACAUUUACAGCCGUAACCAUGGCAGCCCAUCGCCAGCCUCUGCUCUGCUUCUCACCACGCUCGUUUUGCAAAGACCCCGCUGUUGCUCAAAAAUGGAGGAUGUGGUAUUUUCCACAUUACCUUCUUCUCCUUUUGUGUUACAACAAUAAGUGAAACUGUUGCUCUCAAAACUUUUCUUCCUAUUUCUGUUUGUUGAUGCCAGAGGUCCAAAAGUUUUGUGUGCUGCAGUGGAGCUGAUGAGAAGCUUCAAUGUGCUGAAAACAAGUAUCAAAAACAAACUCAAGCUUUCGAGGGUUUUUUUGUGCUUUGCUCAUAAAAAAAGAAAAUGCUUGCUGUGCCUUUUUAUUGUUGCUAAGCAACCAUGCCAUCACCUCCUCACCCUAACCUUCCUGUGUCAUCAAUCUACUGUAACUUUUAUUGUAUGUAUCCUGCAGUAAUCAGUGUGUAGAUGCUGCCAUGUUGAGGCAGAGGGUGCUGUAUGUAGCUCUGGUUGAGGGUGAGAGGCUGUCAGCAGAUAAACAGAGAUCUG
Molecule: messenger RNA, 2393 nt
Organism: Epinephelus lanceolatus (giant grouper)
Lineage: Eukaryota; Metazoa; Chordata; Actinopteri; Perciformes; Serranidae
Gene: cybb
Product: cytochrome b-245, beta polypeptide (chronic granulomatous disease)
Biological process (GO): superoxide anion generation; defense response
Cellular component (GO): plasma membrane; NADPH oxidase complex
Molecular function (GO): superoxide-generating NAD(P)H oxidase activity
Source: RefSeq, a predicted model, not a curated record